AUGGGGCCGCGGCGCCGGGACACCUUCCGCGCCUCCCGCCCUGCCCCGCGCGGCUUCGCCCUGGACCUGGCCCGGCUCCGGCAGCGCUUCCUGGCCCUGCAGCGCUCGCUGCACCCGGACCGCUUCAGCCGCCGACCGCAGGCCGAGCGCGGCUUCUCGGAGCAGCACGCCGCCCUGAUCAACCUGGCUUAUUGCACCCUCCGCCGCCCGCUCAGCCGCGGCCUUUACCUGCUGGAGCUGCACGGAGUCGAGUUGGCGGCGGGCAGCGAUGCGGAGGCCGAGCCCGGCUUCCUCGCCGAGGUCUUGGAGCUGAACGAGCAGUUGGCGGCCGCGGACUCGGAAGCGAGCCUGGCUGCGCUGGAGCGCCUCCUGGCAGCCAAGCAAGAGGCUCUGUUGCAGGAGGUGAGCGGGGCUUUCGAGCAAGGUGACCUUCCCAAGGCCAAAAGACUCUUGAGCAAAAUGAAAUACUUUGCGAACCUUGAGGAGAAGGUGAAGGAAAAGAAAGCCCCUUCGUGAUCGGGCAACCCAGGAUGCCCUUUGGCUUGUCCCUUUUCGGAGAUUGAGGGGAGGGGGCAGGUAGCAGCCUUCUCCUGUCUCUGCUUGUGCGCCAGAAAGAGAAGCUGCCUGUGACGGAGCCCACAAAUCAAAAUAAAGGCGCUCUGGGU
Molecule: messenger RNA, 665 nt
Organism: Protobothrops mucrosquamatus (brown spotted pit viper)
Lineage: Eukaryota; Metazoa; Chordata; Lepidosauria; Squamata; Viperidae
Gene: HSCB
Product: HscB mitochondrial iron-sulfur cluster cochaperone
Exons: 6
Coding region: 1-516 (171 amino acids)
Biological process (GO): protein complex oligomerization; [2Fe-2S] cluster assembly
Cellular component (GO): mitochondrion
Molecular function (GO): protein-folding chaperone binding; ATPase activator activity
Source: RefSeq, a predicted model, not a curated record